AUGGAGGUGGGCAGCAGCAUGGGCGUGGUGGCAGCACUCAAGGACCACGCGCGCCAUGCCACGCGCCUGGCAGUGGCGCCCAGGGGCACACUCAUGGCCAUAGCGGACAACCUGGGGCGCGUCAUGGUGCUGGACUCGCAGAUCUUUGCUGUCGUGCGCAUGUGGAAGGGGUACCGGGAGGCGGAGCUGGCGUUCUUGGAGGUGCCGAUAGUGAGUGCGGGCAUGACAUCCAUGGGGGGCGCGACGCCCAACGUGCACCUGCAGCUUGUGCUCAAGCCGCGCAACCUCGCCAUGUGCCUCGCCAUCUUUGCCCCACGCCGAGAGGUCGUUGAGGUGUGGCAGAUGGUGGGGGGUCCGCGCAUUGCUCUCUUCCGCUGUGCCAGCAACAGCCGGCUGCUGCAGCCAGCAGCAGUGAUCGGCGCCCCACACACCACGCCCCCGCCCGACCCGCACGCACCUCCCACGUCGUCACACUCGCUGGACAUAUCCAAGGGCAUCUCGUCUCUGCUGCACGGCUCCUCCUCCUCCUCUGCCUCCGCUGCCAGCGCAGGCGCGCAUGCGGGCGCGGAGGGCGUGUAUGGGCAGCGGCACCGUGCGUUCAUCCUGCAUGGCAACACAGGCCAGGUGUCGGAGAUCGUGCCAACUGUCUCGCUCACGGGAAGCCACCACACGCCAUCGGACGUGGGCACACGCCCCGGGGGCGCGCUGACAGAGAGCGACAUCUUCCAGCGGCUGUGCGACCUGCUCAAGCUCAAACGCAACUCCCGCGCCGCUGCCAUCGCCGCCUUCACCCACCUGCAGCACAAGGCCGCCGCUACCGCUGCUGUCAGUGGCGCGGGCAAAGGGGGGAAGAAGAAGCGCGGCAAGAAGAGUGGGCUGAGUGAGGUCAGCGAGGACGAGGAGGAGGAGGUGCAGGAGGACAGGGAUGGGAAGGACAUGGCGAGGAGAAAGAGCAAAGGGGGUUUGGAAGGGGAUGAAGCGGAGGAAGGCGAUGGGGAGGAGCAAAGGCAGACGGGCGGUGUGGGGAAGAGCAGUCGGUUGAAGGAAUCAACAGGCAAGGAUGGCGAGGAGGAGGAAGAUGAGGAGGAAGAGGAGGAGGAGGAGGAGGAGGAGGAGGAGGAGGGGGAGGAGGAGGAGGAGGAGGAGGAGGAGGAGCUGCAGGGGCGGCUGUCUCUGCGCAUGCGCAGCUCGUUUGGAUGGGAGGGCAAGAAGGACGCGGACGACGAGGAGGAGCAGGUGCUGCUGCUGAAGCUCACGGCGGCCCUCACGUCACCCGUGCGCAAGCUGCAGGUGCUGGACCUGCUCAUUGCCACGCGCCCUGCGCUCCCUGAGAAGUGCCACCUGGCAGUGAUGGAGGACGUGCUGACGUGUGUGGAGGAGUGCGUGGCGUACAACAAGCACGUGCUCGAAACAGAGAGGCUGCUCGCCCUGCGCCAGCAGCAGCAGGCAGCGCUGCAGCAGGGCGAGGAGGGAGUGGGGGGGGGCAGCAGCAGGGGCGGAGGGCGGGCUGGGGAGAGCAGCGCUGGAGGGUGCGUCGAGCCUUCUGUCGGGGGGCCUGGCCAUCGCCUGCUGCUCAAGGUCUUCAUCAAACUCAAGCGCGACCCCCACGCCGCACAGGACGCUGGCGGCAACGCACGAGCGCGCGAGGACGAUGGGUUGGACCUAGACGUGGAGCCUGAGAGGGGCCCGGGCAUGGGGUGGGAGCGGCGCUGGCGGCGGUGGCGGCGCGUGCGGGGCAAGGGGGGCAAGGUGAGCGAGGCGGAGGAGGCGGCGCUGGUGGCGGAGUCAGAGGAGCGCAAGGCGCGGUACCAGGCGCUCGUGGCGGACCUGGGCGCGUGGAUCUCCCUCUGUGAGUCCGAGAGCGAGUGCAACUACCUCUGGAUGGAGAGCAAGGGCAAGGUGGGCGGGGGAGGGGCAGCGGGGGGCAAAGGCGCAGGGGACGAGGCAGCGGGUGCACCCGCGGCGAAUGGAGCGGAGGAAGGGGAUGACGCGGUGGAGAGUCCGCCCCCUCCCAUGACGUCCACUGACUUCCUGCGUGCCUUCUCGUUUGACCCGUCGUGGGACCCCCGUGACACGCGCGAGGCCAGGCAGAGGGCCGCACCGGGCGCCGGCGGCAAGGGGCGCGAGGCAGGCGCAGGGCAACAGGAGAAGCAGGCGAGCAGGAAGGGCGACCUGUUUGGGUGGGGCAGCGACGGCGCGCGCGGCGACGACAAGGGCUUUGGCAUGUGGCUGGCCACAGGCAGCGAGCCGGCAGACCUGCGUGCCCUGGCGCAAUUCGUGAUGGGCGGCAUACUGCAGGGCGAGGCGGGCGUGCGGCGGCUGUUUGAGAUCAUGGACGUGGUGCGGCUGUCGUGGGAGGACUGGCAGAGCCUCUUCCUGCUGUGGUUCCGUGCUGUGAAGGUGGAUGAGCUGCUGUCCGUGGACCUAGACAUGCUCAUGGACGUGCUUCACCGCAUCAGCGGCCGCAUGCCUGACAUUGAAGCCCGCCUUGCUCUCCCCGACGGCUGGCAGUUCACCCCUGCGGCCAUCGCUGCUGCUACCGUGCACGGCCGGCCUGCUCCUGGGGCAGAUGGGGGGAAGGCCGCGGGAGGGGGUGGCGGGGGGGGGGGGGGUGCGGGGCAGGCGGGGCAGGGAGGAGGAGGGGGAGCGGUGAUGGGAGGGGAGGGCGGCGGGGUGGGGAAGGCGGAUUCGAGGGAGAAGCUGGAGAAGGCGCCGGAAGGGGGGCGGUACCCGCUGUUCCACGUGUGGUGCCACAACACGGGGGCUGUGGCCAAGGGGCUGUUCCUGGCGCGGCUGUGCGCACAGGUGGGCAAGGAGGACCUGCAGCAACUGGCCGCCGCGCUGAUGAAGGGGCACAUGAGCACGCGCAAGCGGCGGCCGCGGCGCAGGAAGGGCGAGGAGGAGGGUGAGGGGGUGGACGAGGAGGCGGCGGAGCUGGACGACCAGUGGCUGCAGCUGGCCCGUGAAGAGACCUGGAUCGAGCGAGGGUUGGAGCAGUGGCUGGCGCUGGCAAACAGGGUGGACGACGCAUGGAUCCUCGGCCGCUCCCUCGCGCACAUCUGCAAGCUCUCCACCGCGCGUGGCUACCCCCUCACACGCCCGCGCGUGCCGGCAGCAGCAGACGUGGGGCAGUUUGCAGUGGCGCAGUGGGUGGCGAAGCUGCAGCUGCUGAUCUCGCCGUCCGCCAUUGUGGUGCAGCACCUGCACCGCUCCCUGCUCAAGAUCGGCCGCCCCUCCUCCGCCCGCCAGCUCGGUAUCCGCCUACUGGAAGAGGGGAAAAAGUUGGAGGCGGGGCAGGGGGGGAAGGAGGCCAAACGCGGGCGGCGGAGGCGGGAGGGGCGGUGGGGGGAUGUGCGGGGGAGCAGGGUGGGCGAGGCGCGGAGGAAGGAGGAGGGCGAGUGGGCGAAUGACGAGGGCAGUGCGGAGGGUGACACGGAGUCAUGGCGCGGCUCGCACAACAGCCGGGGGGGCAGGGGGCGAGGCGGAGGGGAUGGGGACAGGGGCGGCGGCAGGGGAGGAGGGUCGGGGUCGGGGCGAGAUGAGUGGGAGAAGAGUGGGAGUGGAGGGGGAGUGGAGAGGAGCGAGAGUGAAGGGGGCGAUGCGAGGGGCAGUGGGGGGGGUGGCAGUGGCAGUGUGAGGGGGGGUGGGGAGGAGGACGCGUCAUCAGCGGUGGACGGGCACAGCGGCGCCAGUCCCAGGGGCUCCACCAGUGGCAGCGGCAGUGACUGGCGCCAGGGGGGCUCUGAGGGCGGAGGGCGCCCAGGGGGGGGGGGCGGGCGGGGCAGUGGGGGAGCGGGGGAGCGGGAUGGCGGUGGCGGUGGUGGCGGUGGCGGUGGCGGUGGCGGUGGUGGGAAGGGGCACAGCGGGCCGCUGGGGAAGCGCACGGGGAGGAAGCCGGUGCACAAGGGCAGCAGCAUGCUGCGCGCGCGCAAGCUGCUGCUGGCAGGAGAGUCAAUGGCGGCAUCAUCCAUAGACGACCUGGACGACCCCGACCUGCCUGAUGAUGACGACGCCAGCACCGGCAUGCGCCACCGCAUCAUGGGCCGCGUCGGCCAGCGCGGCGCCGCCAAGCCCAGGGCCAGCGCUGCAGGCGGGUACGGCGGGGAGGCGGAGGAGUGGGCGGAGGGCGGGGGGGAGUACGAGGAGUCGUGGAACGGGGAGGUGGAGGAGGAGGCGGUGCGCGACCCCAUAGACGAGGCCGUGGAGCGCGAGGAGGUGGAGGAGGCGGUGGAGCUGCUGAAGGAGAUGCUGGUGCGCUUCCCCGACGCGUGCCACACGGACAUCCUGGGCGCGCACCGCUCCAUGGACCUCUGCCGCCACUGGGGCCAUGCUGUUGGGCUGGGCGACCCCCUCGCUGCCCCACCUGCUGCGCCCGGCGCUGCUGCUGACGUGCCCGUGGCGCCCUCGUGUGGUCCACCGCCUACGGUGCGGGGAUACGAUGCGGACGCCAACGACCUGCUCUUCUUCACGCACGAGCAUGUGUCCACGCUCUCCACGGUCGCGCUCAAGGGCGGCAUGGUUUGUCGCAUCUGGAACAUGCUGGCUGGCAGGCGGGCAGCGGCGGCGGUGUCGCUCAUGCAGACGCUGGCAAGGGCACCAUCGGAUGAGGAGUGUGAGAGGGCCAGCGGGCUGGGGUGCACAACGGCAGCGGAGGCAGCGGGGUCACUGGGAGCGUACGAGGCGCUUCUGGUGCUGCUGUUUGACUGCACGCUGCUGUCCGAGGCGGGGGACGACUCCGACCGCGCCACCCAGGAGCACGAGGUCUUCCUCUGCAACAUCGACGACACCUGUCGCGACGCCAUUCGCGAGUUCCGGCGCAACACGCCGAGCAGUGAGCGUGUGCAUGAGUACAUGCUGCUGAUGCGCACGGUGGGCGUGGCCAUGGCGCUCAACGUGGACUAUGUGCCCCUCGCCGCCAUGUUCCGCUCCGGCCUCCUCGCCUCCUUCCCCAACCUCAUCACCCCGUCCCCACCGGACGUGGACGACGGGUUGGACGAGACGAAGCGAGCGGAGAUCCGGCUGCAAUUCCUGCUGGCGGUCAUCCUGGCGCAGCUGCGCCACGGGCCCGUCACACGCCCCGACCACUUCCUUGCGUCCACGUCGCGCACGGGCAGCGGCACGCGGCUGCGCGUGUUUGAGGCGCGGUACAAGGGCUCCUCCGCGUUCAUGCUGGCGGGCGACCUGGGCGUGCCGCACGACGAGCUCAAGCGCCGCCAGGUCGCGCUCAAAUACCUCAAGCAGUGA
This is a messenger RNA of Closterium sp. Yama58-4, 5244 nucleotides long. Lineage: Eukaryota; Viridiplantae; Streptophyta; Zygnematophyceae; Desmidiales; Closteriaceae. The record is from the annotation of a GenBank genome assembly.